Molecule: messenger RNA, 4049 nt
Organism: Pantherophis guttatus
Lineage: Eukaryota; Metazoa; Chordata; Lepidosauria; Squamata; Colubridae
Gene: ATG5
Product: autophagy related 5
Biological process (GO): protein lipidation involved in autophagosome assembly; piecemeal microautophagy of the nucleus; cellular response to nitrogen starvation
Cellular component (GO): phagophore assembly site membrane; mitochondria-associated endoplasmic reticulum membrane contact site; cytoplasm
Molecular function (GO): Atg8-family ligase activity
Source: RefSeq, a predicted model, not a curated record
UGGGUUAUCUAAGGAAUAAUUUAGCCUAGAUGUGUUUCUGCGCUUCCUGGAAGAAUGACAGAUGACAAAGAUGUACUCAGAGAUGUGUGGUUUGGAAGAAUACCAACCUGUUUUAUGUUGUAUCAAGAUGAGAGUACCGAAAGAGAAGCGGAACCGUACUAUCUGCUUUUACCUAGGAUAAGCUACCUGACACUUGUAACUGACAAAGUGAAAAAACAUUUUCAAAAGGUUAUGAGACGAGAGGACAUCGGAGAAAUAUGGUUUGAAAAUGAAGGUACCCCUUUGAAAUGGCACUAUCCCAUUGGUUUACUAUUUGAUCUUCAUGCUUCAAAUGCAACCCUUCCAUGGAAUAUCACAGUACAUUUUAAGAACUUUCCAGAAAAAGAUCUUCUGCAUUGCUCCUCUAAGGAAGUAAUUGAAGCUCAUUUCAUGGCUUGUAUAAAAGAAGCAGAUGCCUUAAAGCAUAAGAGUCAAGUAAUCAAUGAAAUGCAAAAAAAGGAUCAUAAGCAACUUUGGAUGGGGUUGCAGAAUGACAAAUUUGAACAGUUUUGGGCUAUAAACCGGAAACUCAUGGAGUAUCCCGCAGAAGAUAAUGGAUUUCGCUACAUCCCAUUUAGAAUAUACCAGAUAACACCAGAACGACCUUUUAUACAGAAGCUAUUCCGUCCUGUUGCUGUAGAUGGACAGCUACAUACACUGGGUGAUCUCCUAAGAGAAGUUUGUCCUGCUGCAAUUAAUUCUGAAGAAUGUUCCAUUCUUCUACUGAAGACCUGAUGAGAUCAUUUGCUGGAUCCCCAUCAAGGACAUUUUAAACUUGGAGUCUGAAGAGCGCCAUUUUGUAUUAAGAUAAUGGAGUUCUUUUUCUUGUUUUUCUUCUGAAAUGUUAUAUAGGUUUUGUUAUAUAUACUGAGAAGGAAAAAUUACAGAGUAAAUAUGGAAGAUAGGAUGCUAACUGUUUUAUAUUAGUUUUAUUUAUUCUAGUUUUCUUCUGCCCAAUAACAGAAAGUUUUAAGACACUGCAGCAAUUUUAGUAUGAGAUGUCACUUGUUCCUCUGCAUUUGUAUUGCACAAUAUGCUUAAUUUAGUACAUGAUCCAUUAGGUCAGAAUACAUAUGAAGGAUAAACACAAUUUAGGAAUGCAGUGUUCCAAAAUAUAAAAAUGGGUGUGUAGUUAUAUAAAAGUUUCCUACCAUACCAUAAUGUUUUUUUUAAAUGACACAUCAGAUAAUGAAACUUAAAAAAAAAAAAAACACAUCACAUACUUCAACAUUUACUCAUUGAACUGAUUGUAAUGUAAAAUGCAUGUCCACAGAAUCCCAGCAUUUUGAAUUUAGUAAUGUGUUGUUAGAGAUAUCCUCCUUCUUCAAAUAUUUACAUGGAUUAUCCAGAGACGUUUCAUUUACACUCCAAGCAUUCUAUGACAUCACUGCAACAUCUUCCCAGUCCAGUCAUUGAUUUCUGCAUCUUAGCCUGUUCCUGUGUCUUAGGAAAAGGCUUGAUUCUUAUCCAGUACAUUGAGUAAGCCAUCUCCCUAAGCAUCCUGGCCAGAUGAGUUCAUAUCAGUUGGAAUAAACUUCAAUCAAUUAUUUAUUUAUUAUUAAUUCAAUUUGUAUGCCGCCCCUCUCCGAAGACUCAGCACGGCUCCUGAAAGGCUGGGAUAUUUUUGAUACUUAAGACUUAAACCAUCUGAAGAGAGUUUUAAUUCAAUCAUUAAUUGGCCUUCUUCAUCUCCCUUCAUCUUUCCUCAGCAGCUCCUCAAAAUUAUUAGACAAGUUUGUGGUGCAGAGAAGAUAGAUGCAGAGAUACUGUAGAUGGGAUUGGGAAGUCCAAUCUACCUUCUUGCUGCACCAUAGCCUAUUAAAAGCACAAAGCUCACAACGUACAACCUCCUGCAUCCAAGGACAGAGAUGUGAACCCAGUCACCAAAAAACUCCCACUACUUUACAUCAACAACAAAGGUAAAAAUAACACCAGCAACUAUUGCAAUAUACAGACAGUCCUUGACUUAUGACCACAAUUGAGCCCAAAAUUUUUGUUGCUAAGCAAAACAUUUGUUAAGUGAAUUUUGCCCCAUUUUACGACCUUUUAUGCCACAGUUAAGUGAAUCACUGCAGUUGUCAAGUUAGGAACUUGGUUGUUAAGUGAAUACGGCUUCCCCAUUGACUUAUAAAUAUGAGUCAGUUGCCAAGCAUCCAAAUUCCGAUCACAUGACUACGGGGAUACUGCAAUGGUUGUAAGUGUGAAAAACAGUCAUAAGUCACUUUUUUGAUGCCGUUGCAACUUUGAACAGUUACUAAAUGUACUGUCGUAAGUCGAGGACAUUGUAGUGUUUCUCCAAUCCUGAUUUGGCAACCACUCAAAUAAACACCAUGGUUGCUAGACCGGAAACCACUGAAGAGUCUAAAAGGACCAGGAGUAGGAACUUCCUCAUCCAUGCCCUGGAAAAUAUCGUCUCCCAGGGUGAUCAGUGUAUUUUUCAUCCCCAGGUAUGAAUACUGGUUGAAAGGGAUCUAGAUAAUCAAUCUUCCCAGAGUCUUUGUAGUUGUAAUCUAACUGUUCUCUGUGGAAACUGGGUGAUAGUUGUUUAAAUCUGUCAAGUUAUCAGAGGGAUUUUUCAGGAGGGGUGUACCAUUGCCACCUUCAAAAUGGUAUGAAGAGCCCCCCCCCCAAACUGACACCCCCUCCUUAUGCCUUUGUUUUCCAGAGACGCCAAGUGGUGUCUGGGAUAAGCACACAUAUCACAGAACUCUUCCCACAAAACACCUGAAAACCAAGAAGCCAAAUCAAUCCCAGGUAAUGUGACUGCCCUCCUCGCUUCUUCUGAUCCUACCCAUGCAGAGUUCAGGAAAAAAGUGAAUCUGAGUGAUUUUUAUCAGCAAAAUUCUGCCCCCACAAUACCCCACAAAUAGAUUUAUUGGCCUCUUAUUCAUUAAAAGGGAAUGAGUCACUUUUUAAAAGGCUGCUUGAGCACAUUCUCAUGAUGCAAUAAGGGUGGAGAAAUAAGUAUAACACACUACUUAUCACCAGAGUGUAGGUUCAAACAAAAACCCUUACUAGAGUCUGAUUUUCUUUGGUCAUCUUUCAUUGUUGUGCCAGUUUUGGUAGUUUCUGUUUCCUGAAUAAAAUUUACAGCAUUUACUAUCAUUUUUAAGAUGUCAAUGACUUAACUCCAAACUAACUAGUCGGGUGCUCGCUUCAGCAGCACAUAUACUAAAAUUGGAACGAUACAGAGAAGAUUAGCAUGGCCCCUGUGCAAGGAUGAUACGCAAAUUCGUGAGAGCGUUCCAUAUUUUUUAUGCCACCAGAAAGAUUAGCAAAGAUGUUUAAGGAUAAAUCAGCCAAAUGUUGGAAAUGUUUGCAUUUGCCGGGAUCAUACUAUCAUAUGUGGUGGUCAUGUUUAGAAGCAAAAAAUUAUAGGUCUAGAUACCAAUACAGAAAUGGUUGGAAGAAAUAUUACAUAAAUCUAUAGAAUUAAAACCAGAGGUUUUUUUUAUUGGGUAUUCUCCUAGAGAGAUAUAGUAAAGAAGAUGUGUAUUUAACUAUACAUAUAAUAACAGCAGCAAGAAUUGUAUUUGCACAAAAUUGGAAGACAGAAAAAAUUCCAUCAGAAGGUGAAGUAAUAAAAAAGAUUUUAGACUGUGCGGAAAUGAAUAGAUUAACUUUAAGAACAAGAGAUAAAGAGGAAUCGGUGUAUUUCAAGACAUGGGGAAGAUUUUAUAUAUGGCUAGAAAAGAAAUAUGAAGCUAAGAAGAUAGAUAAAUGAUUUAGAUAAUAGAAAGUUAAACGAGGUAGAGGAUAAAAAAGAAAUAGAAACCCAGAUGACACCAGAGUAAAUGAAAAAGGGGGAUGGAAGGGGAGAAAAAGAAAGAAGAUAAUAAGAAUAAAUGUACAAUUAUGAUGAUAAUACUGAUAGAUAGAAUAAAUCUGAAAAGAAAUUGAAAGAAAGUAUAUACUAUUAGAAUACAGGAGUUACUCGGAUACCAAACAAAAAGAAUAUUUCACAGCAAAGAAGAUAGAAAGGAGAUAGGAGUAGAGGGUAGGAAGAGGAG